Messenger RNA from Ananas comosus (pineapple), 1323 nucleotides. Its product is annotated as binding partner of ACD11 1-like. The record is from RefSeq and is a predicted model, not a curated record. Gene Ontology annotation, molecular function: RNA binding. The transcript has 6 exons. The coding region runs from base 220 to 1164 and encodes 314 amino acids. Lineage: Eukaryota; Viridiplantae; Streptophyta; Magnoliopsida; Poales; Bromeliaceae.
AAUAUUACUAUAAGUAAUAAUUAAUUAAUAAUAAUAUAGCGGUGGUUACCGUAACCAAAAUCCCCCCAAUCCCUAUUCCCCUUCCUCGUUUCCUCCCUCACUCCCCAUCCCCUCCUCCUCCUACCAAUUCUCGCCGUUUUGAUUCGAAUUCGAAGCUCCAUUGGUGCGUUUCGCGAUCGAUCUCGUCGAGCUCCGUGGAUUCUCUUCUAGAAUUUCGCAAUGGCGGUUACAUUGGAACAGGGCUAUCCGCAGAUGGCAAUGGAUCCUCAGAUGGUCAUCACCACAAAUGGGACAAGCUAUCACCCCAAUGUAAAGACAGUGAAGAUUAGUAAUAUCUCCCUGGCAGCUUCUGAGCAGGAUAUAAGGGAGUUCUUUUCCUUCUCUGGGGAUAUCCAAUAUCUUGAGAUGCAAAGCAGCAAGUCAGAUGUGACCAAGCUUGCUUAUGUCACUUUCAAGGACGCGAAGGGAGCAGAAACAGCAGGGCUUCUCUCAGGAGCAACCAUAGCUGAUCGUGCUGUCAUUGUAACAGCAGCAGAGAAUUACCAGUUGCCUCUUGAAGCCUACAUGCAAAUAUCGGGUGCGAAAGCCACACCUGCAGAAUCAGCAGUGAGGAAGGCGGAGGACAUGGUGAGCAGCAUGCUGGCCAAGGGUUAUGUCCUCAGCAAGGAUGCACUCGAGAGUGCCAAGGCCUUCGACGAGCGCCAUCAGUUCCUCUCCACCGCCUCCGCCGCGGUUGCCUCCAUCGACCGCAGGAUUGGCCUGACUGAGAAGCUCGGCACUGGUGCCGCCCUUGUCAGUGGCAAGGUGGCUGAGGUGGACGAGCGCUUCCAAGUGUCUGGGAUUGCGGGAUCUGCACUAGCCACUGCCAAGGAGCGGGCUACUGUUGCGAGCUCCGCAAUCAUGGGGAAUCGCUAUGUGGCAGCAGGGGCUUCGUGGUUCUCUAGUGCGCUUAAUGCGGUCACCAAGGCGGCUGUAGACGUGGGCGCCCUAACGAGGGAGAAGGCAGAGAGAGCAGAGGUGGAGCGGAAGGAGGUGAUGUGGAGGGAGAAGAGGGGGAUGGUGAAUGAGUACGCGCAGCUGCACCUCGAUGAGCCGCCGUCGCCAGGGGCACCUGCCAUUGUUGCAGUGCAGUCGGCGGACGACCAGAAGCUCAGUGUUGUAUGAACUUUAAGGGACCUUCUCCGCUACCCUAUACAUAUAUCGCAUUCUUUUGUUCUUUGUUGCAUGCCAUUCAUCGAUGCUAUAACGCUUUGUACAACGCACUUGAAGAACAACUGGACCGGUAUAAUUCAGUAAUACUACUAGUGUUACAAAUUAGUGAUA